Molecule: messenger RNA, 1029 nt
Organism: Cryptomeria japonica (Japanese cedar)
Lineage: Eukaryota; Viridiplantae; Streptophyta; Pinopsida; Cupressales; Cupressaceae
Exons: 2
Coding region: 100-444 (114 amino acids)
Source: RefSeq, a predicted model, not a curated record
UAUGUACAAAGUAAAGAAACAUCUAACUUGCAAGUGUAAUUACAAACCAGACCUAUAUACACUACCCCUGAAACCCUAACCCUGAAGAUAGUGAACAGUAUGAAUUCAUUCAAAUCGAGGACGGCAGGAGAGGGAUUACGAUUUGUGUGCCGAGAGAAGCCGGAGAAAGAACUGGACCUCAGCGAUUCAUGCCCUAAUCUUUCCAAUGCCAUUGUGACAGAGCUCCAUCAGAUAUUUGGCAACAAAAGUGAGACAGAGCCCCAAUUUUGGGAUAAGAUGGCGUGGGUAGAGGGAUUGAUUGCGCAGGCCCUGGCAGGGGGUAAUGGAGAGCGAGGCAGGCUCCAGUGCCUUAAUGGUGGCUGCGUUUUUCUGGGGGCAAAGAGGGGAUUCCAUCAUUGUGGAGCAACUUAUGCAGAUUUUGGGAGAUUGAUGUGCUACAGCUAAAAGAAAAGGGAAACCUGAAUGGCAGAAGUCCUCGGAAGUGCCAUAUAUUUUGUCAGACAUAUAUCUAUAAAAAAACUGUAUUGGACGAGGCAUUUCUUAAAUUUCUUGUUAAAUAUAUGACUACAUGAUCAGUUCCUCCAUUUACUAUGGAGUUGCAUAUUUAACAGGAAACAUAGGAGGCACAACUCUUAAUGCACUUUUAUAUAUAUAUUUUUUACAAAAUAUAUGACUGCAUAACCCCGCUUCCAAAAUCCUCUAGUUGCAGAGAUAAAAUACCUGUUGUGUGAUUUGAGUGGGGAUGAUUGUCUGGAAGGUCUAAGGCUAUAAGGAUUGGGGUUCUCAAGAUGUCCCUCUAUGCUCAGGCUUUGCUUUAGGAUGGCACUCAAGGUUCCGCAACCUAAACAUGGGAUGCUAUGACUGUUCAAGUUUGUUCAGUCCAGGCAUUACGCUGAUACGUUCAGGUUAGGUUAUUUUUCAGUUUAUUCUAUUUUUUAAAUUGAUCAAUUGGAUUUUUCAAGUGUUUUGAAAAAAAUUAUGUAAAUUUUUUAUUUAUCACCUUUUUUAUUACAAUACUUGCUUAUAAUU